AUGGGUAGCACCGUUCAAAUACCCGGUCGCCAAUUCGUCCUCCGCACCCACCGACCGGAUGAUAUAGAAUGGAUCGUCCACAGGCACGGAAUUCUUUAUGAUCAAGAAUAUGGCUGGGACGAGCGGUUCAAGGCUCUAGUAGCCAGCAUCGCCGCAGACUUUAUCAAAGAAUACGAUCCCAAAUCAGAACGUUGUUGGAUUGCGGAGAAAGACGGCAAGCCCCUCGGAUGCAUCAUGCUCGUCAAAGACCGCCCAAGAGAAGAUACAGCCAAGCUUCGCUUGUUACUGGUGGAGCCGAGUGCGCGCGGCCUGGGUGUUGCUCGCGCACUAGUGCGGCAAUGCAAGACAUUCGCUGCAGAGGUCGGCUACGAGCGAAUCGUGCUGUGGACCAACCAAAUCUUGACAUCUGCUCGUCAACUAUAUACCUCCGAAGGAUUUAAAUGUGUACAGGAGGAAGAGCACGAGACGUUUGGGAUCAAGUUAAUGGGGGAGUUUUGGGAAUUGGACCUAAAAUCACAAGUGGCAUAG
Penicillium canariense is the source of this 528-nucleotide messenger RNA. RefSeq names its product GNAT family N-acetyltransferase. The transcript has a single exon. Lineage: Eukaryota; Fungi; Ascomycota; Eurotiomycetes; Eurotiales; Aspergillaceae. The coding region runs from base 1 to 528 and encodes 175 amino acids. The record is from RefSeq and is a predicted model, not a curated record. Gene Ontology annotation, molecular function: N-acetyltransferase activity.